GCGGCGGGCCCGCGGCGGCGCUGCGUGAGCAGGAGCGGGUGUACGAGUGGUUCGGGCUGGUGCUGGGCUCGGCGCAGCGCCUGGAGUUCAUGUGCGGGCUGCUGGACCUGUGCAACCCACUGGAGCUGCGCUUCCUCGGCUCGUGCCUGGAGGACCUGGCGCGCAAGGACUACCACUAUCUGCGCGACUCGGAGGCCAAGGCCAACGGCCUCUCGGACCCGGGGCCAUUGGCCGACUUCCGAGAGCCCGCCGUGCGCUCGCGCCUCAUCGUUUACCUGGCGUUGCUGGGCUCAGAGAACCGUGAGGCCGCCAGCCGCCUGCACCGCCUCCUGCCCCAGGUGGACUCGGUGCUCAAGA
This is a messenger RNA of Vicugna pacos (alpaca), 357 nucleotides long. The record is from RefSeq and is a predicted model, not a curated record. Lineage: Eukaryota; Metazoa; Chordata; Mammalia; Artiodactyla; Camelidae.